AUGGCGCAUUUGAUCUCGAAAUCAAGAAGACUCCUUGAGAAAAGGAUUCUUUUCUCUGCAAUUCUUGAUGGAAGGAGCAAAGUGUCGUCGGUUUUUCAGUCGAGGAUGAUUCCGGCGGCGGGAUUUUGUGGUGGAAAAUUAGAAGCCGGCGACACCAUUUUGGUUGGUCCAAGAGGUGGCCGUUUCAAGUCCAUAAAAUCAGGCGAACAAGUCCAGUUCUUCCCUUCCUCUUCCUCCUCCGAUGAAGAUGAUCAUCAUGAUGAUGACAUCACCGAGGGUCUAGAUUUUCCGGGUGGAAGAGUUACAUUUACACCUCAGAAAAGUUUCAUCUCUGAGUCAUCUGCAAAAAGGGUACCAUGCUAUCGUGUCCUUGAUGAUGAUGGAUACAUUAUCCGAGGCAGCGAAAUUGAGCAGGUGAGCAAAGAAGUUGCAGUGAAAAUGUACACGGGAAUGGUUACCAUUCAAACAAUGGACAACAUAUUUUAUGAAGCACAGAGACAGGGAAGAAUAAGCUUCUAUCUUACUUCCAGUGGUGAAGAGGCCAUUGGUAUCGCAUCAGCAGCAGCGCUAAUGCCUGAUGAUGUUGUGUUACCACAGUAUCGAGAACCUGGAGUUCUACUAUGGCGCGGAUUCACCUUGCAAGAAUUUGCCAACCAGUGCUUUGGGAAUAAACAAGACUAUGGAAAAGGCAGACAAAUGCCAAUACAUUAUGGCUCUAAAAAGCACAAUUACAUGACCAUAUCAUCACCAAUAGCAACACAGCUACCUCAGGCAGCUGGAGCAGCUUAUUCCCUGAAGAUGGACAAGAAAGAGGCUUGUGUUGUCGCUUACACUGGAGAUGGUGGAACUAGUGAGGGGGAUUUUCAUGCUGCUUUGAACUUUGCAGCAGUUAUGGAAGUUCCAGUAGUCUUCAUAUGCCGAAACAAUGGAUGGGCUAUCAGCACUCCUACAACAGAACAAUUCAGAAGUGAUGGCAUCGUGGUCAGAGGUCAAGCAUAUGGCAUUAGAAGUAUACGCGUGGAUGGAAAUGACGCUUUAGCGGUUUACGGUGCCAUAAGUACAGCAAGGAAAAUGGCGAUUAGCGAGAAAAAACCAAUAUUAGUGGAGGCUCUAACAUAUCGAGUUGGACAUCAUUCAACAUCUGAUGAUUCAACCAAAUAUCGAACAGUGAAUGAAAUUGAGCAUUGGAAAACAGCUAGGAGCCCCAUUGCAAGAUAUAGAAAAUGGGUACAGAGAAAUGGCUGGUGGAGUGAUGAAGCCGAAUCCCAACUCCGCGGAGACAUCAGGAAACAGGUGUUACAAGCAAUUCAGUUAGCAGACAGAACAGAGAAACCUCCGCUAGAACAGCUAUUUACUGAUGUUUACGAGGAUUUCCCGUCUAACCUUCGAGAACAAGAGAAAUCACUGAGAGAAACAAUCAGGAGACAUCCUCAGGAUUACCCUCCUGAUGUUCCAGUCUAG
This is a messenger RNA of Oldenlandia corymbosa var. corymbosa, 1461 nucleotides long. NCBI's taxonomy places the organism in Eukaryota, Viridiplantae, Streptophyta, Magnoliopsida, Gentianales, Rubiaceae. The record is from the annotation of a GenBank genome assembly.